Paramacrobiotus metropolitanus is the source of this 1712-nucleotide messenger RNA. Its product is annotated as unconventional prefoldin RPB5 interactor-like. The record is from RefSeq and is a predicted model, not a curated record. The transcript is spliced from 2 exons. The coding region runs from base 165 to 1388 and encodes 407 amino acids. Gene Ontology annotation, molecular function: transcription corepressor activity; chromatin binding; phosphatase inhibitor activity. Gene Ontology annotation, biological process: negative regulation of phosphatase activity; negative regulation of transcription by RNA polymerase II. Lineage: Eukaryota; Metazoa; Tardigrada; Eutardigrada; Parachela; Macrobiotidae.
GCUUUACUGGUGGACCGACUUGUUAUGAUCGUUUACUGACGUCGUCAUUUCCGUGCUUGUACCUCGGUUGGAAAACACGAUAGUCCUUUGGUCGUGUACAUACGACUACUGUGUGUAUGUGUGUGCCUUUUUAACGAUCGUCUUCCGUAGAGGAUAGCGAGUGUAUGUAUAAUCUGUUUGGUAUCUCGGCCUUGUCCUUCAGUAUGUCAAAUUCAGUGGAACAGAGGAGCUCUUCAGAUUCGGUUGUGGAGAAACCCAGUGAUUUGUUCCCGUCUGGCACGAGCGCUGCCGUUGAUUUGCCGCAUAUUUCGACAUUUCUACACUAUCAGCAUUCUGCCCUUGAGGAAUGCCAGCAGCGUAUUAAACAGCAAGAAUCCAUUAAAGCGGAUUAUGUGCGACUACAGCAGCGUCUAUCCGACAUUGGCAGCAGUACACGGUAUCCGAACAGUGUCGUACCACUCGGUCGCCACUGUGUUGUGCGCGCGGAAUUAAUUCACACGAAUGAAAUCCUUGUCUUUCUGGGUGAUGGUUAUUUUGUCGAACGGACUAGUCAGCAGGCCGUGGAGAUUGUUGGACGGCGAUUGCAUGUGAUUAGCACGGUAUUACAGCGCUUAACCGAAGAGAAGGCGCUGAUUGACGGCAAAAUGGAGAUGCUGGCCAAAUUAGCUCAACAGCAAAGUAUGGAGGAUGUCGUGGAGAUUCGCGAGCGCCUGGAUGAGCAUCAUUACGGGCCAGGGGAGGGUCGGGCAGUGCGGGAAAAAUUAUCCACCGACGAGCAGAUCCGACAGCGUCUGGAUGAACUGGAAGACGAGGAGGACGACGGGAAACGGGGUGGAUCCUCCCUGGAUGAACCGGAAGAGCUGCAGGUGGAGGAUGACAGUGAGGAUAUGACCGAGGAUGAUUUUUUUAAACGCCCCAUCCCGCCCCCUAACGCCCGGCCCCGGCGCAGUUCCCUGCCGUCGGUGGACACCGGGAAGCGGAGUCGGAAGAAGAGUGUCACGUUCGCGCCCAUCGAGGGCGGACGGGUGCCGGAACGGGAGAAUAAAUCCCAAAAUAGUAUGUUCAAGCAGGCGUUAAAGUUGAAAUUGGUGGGGACAAAGUGUAAAAGUAUGGAUGCCGGGGAGGAUGGGGACGAGGAUUGGGCGUAUAUGCCGCCGGUGCGGACGUAUUCGGAGGGUGCUGGACCGAAAUUAAAGAAACAGGAGCACGUUAAUAGUAUGGAUAUGGAUGUGGAGAUGGCAUCCAAUGCACUUCCUGUUUCCGAUACGAAUGUCAUUGUGGAGCGCAAUGUGGAUAGCCUGGAAUCUCCUUCUGCCUUACCGUCUGCAUCGUCAGAAUCUCGACCUGUCUCCCGAUUUAAGGCUAGUCGCAUGCAGAAAGAAAGCUAGGAGAAAAGUGGUUCAUAUUAUAAAUUCUCCUUUUGUGACAAUGCAGUGCCCAAAAUUCUGUGUGCGCUUGUAAAGUGUAUAAAAUUCUUUUGCCGGCAUUAAUAUUGACUUACCUGGGUUGUGUUUUCAAAGCAUUUUGGCAAUUUCAGAGAGUUUUAUUGUUACAAGUUUUCUUCAUUUGCACAAAAUAUUUCUUAUAGUCCAGCCGGGAAGAAUGCUGUUUUUGCGUGUGAUCGCAGUUUGAUUUGUGAUGGCCCGACAGUUGUAUGUAUUGUGGCCGUUUGAAGUUAUGCGCUUACACGCUGACUAAAAUAAGUAAUCCUG